Molecule: messenger RNA, 2871 nt
Organism: Mycena indigotica
Lineage: Eukaryota; Fungi; Basidiomycota; Agaricomycetes; Agaricales; Mycenaceae
Product: CxC2 domain-containing protein
Exons: 19
Coding region: 1-2871 (956 amino acids)
Source: RefSeq, a predicted model, not a curated record
AUGACGGGAGCCGCACGCCACGACACCAUCAACUUGGUUAUCGAUUCAUGGAAUACCUCCAAAGUUUUUCGUCAAGCAAAACUGCUUGCCGAUGAACGAUUAGAUGCGCUCCAGCUGUUUGAACUGCAUAUGGCAGUAACUGAGGAUCUCGCUCGUCAGCAUGCAGACGAGGUUGGUGAAUGGUCCCGGCUUUCUCGAUUGCCACAAAAAUCACGAACUGGAGAAUGGGAAAGUGCUUAUCAGCAUAGGUCUACUGCAGUAAUAACUAUCGAGGACGUUUUGUCAAAUCAACUGGCGAAAGACGAGCCUCCCUCGGCAGCUCGAUGGAUUCAUGAUGGGAUUGAUAUUGAGCGACAGCAAAUGCUUAUUAUUGCGUUGCUUAAAAGUCAUCGUGAGCAUCCACUUCAAGAAACCUGGGACACAAUAACGCGGGUUCGUGAUACUCUGAAUACGGCACUGAGACAAUUUCGGGAACACCAACGUGCAAUUUACCCACGUCUACAACUCAGCGCUCUUGACAUUGAUGAACCAGAGUUGACCGAGAUUCAACUCCCGUCCUGGCGAAUCAAGCAUCACCAGCGCUUGGUUUCCAGCACUGAUCCGGAUGAUGUGGCAUUGCGGGCAGCUGAGAUCAAGCUCAGGUGCAGUCAAGCGGAGAAUGGCAUUCUGGCAGUACAGGCUGCUUCUUUGGCAUUGUCAGCAACGAAAAAGGCUCGUGAGCUUGAUUAUCGUGGACAGGGUGGCAUUACACGCUCUCAACGAAAUGAGCAAAAAGGCCAUCUUGUCAAGGAUCACGAGAUCAACACGUACAACCGAGCUCGAGAUGCGUUGGUGGACCUGGACCAUAUCAAGAAGGACUCAGAUCAACCAUUUCCGACUCUCAGCCGACGUGAUACGCGGCGCAAGGAGACACAUCUCCAUCGUGCAAAAGGAGACUCACGUCUUUUUGAUGGUACUGCUUGGUAUCUACAAAGCGGAACCAAGAUUGCCUCAAAAUCAAUUUCUUCAUUACUUCAGCCGCUUUCAGAUGGAGCUAGUGACUCUGAGGAUGAGCCACAGCUACUCACAGGGACCAAGACACUCAAACGAUCUGGUCCUCAGAAAUCACCUCGCCCUGCCAAACGUGUCAAAGACAUCCUACCCAACACCAGUGAUGAGGAUGAAGCAGCAGAGAAUGGCACUACAAAUUCACCUGGGCCACCACAGGGAAGAACACCAAAAAGGUUACACAAGAACAAGUCACCUAUGAAAAAGGCAACCAAAAGUGAUGGUUGGAUCUGGAUGGAUAGUUGGACAAAGGGUCAUAUCUCCAAUGACUCUAAAGUUGCUGAAUAUAAACAAGAAGCGGAUCGUGUACAGUACCUGCGUGCUGAAGCUGAGAUGUACCGCUGGCUAGAGCAGUAUGAAAGGAAGCAUGCUGAGCUCUGGCGGGUCAUUGAGCGCUUUGGGCAUGAUGCUACUGUGUGGGAGGGCCUUGCAAACCGUGCAGAGGCACAGAAUGGCUGCAACACAAUGCUAGGCGCGAGUAGGAGCAGGGAUGGGCUGCGACGGUCGAUUUGGCGUGGCUUGAGUAAUCCCUCACUUUUCGCUGGCGAGUCUGACACCCAGGGUGGCGGCCUCUACUGGGCGGAAACAAGCGGCGUGAAAUCAGCCGCGGACGGCCCGGAUGGCAAGCAGCAGGGCACAACCAAGGCGGGGGACAAGUCGCUACGCGUGUUCAAGUUUUUCACGGUGCGUUACCCAUGUCUUGCUCAUCACGCAGAGCCAAUCGCUCAUUUCACUAAUAGGUCUACUGCCCCCACCGACGGCGCUCCGCCUUCCGCAGACACCACCGGCCCCGUUCGCCGACGCUGCAAUCGAUUCCCAUUCCACUCCUCUCCACCUGCCCCCAUGUCCUCUCCAGUCCCCGUCUUCGACGAAAGCGAUGCCCUUCCGCCGGUUGGGCCCCAGCGGUCUGCGCGUGCCGCUCUUCUCUCUCGGCGGCUGUCCGUCUUUGCGCAUUCCCCAUUGGCUUUAGCUGAGCUCUCGACAGGGCUCACCCUCGGAGGCUCCGUCGUCGGCGAGAGCGUCAAGGACAUCAUGCAGGCCGCCUUCGAGAAUGGGAUCAACAUGUUCGACACCGCGGAGGACUACCAGAAAGGUGCGGCUGAGCGCGAAAUGGGACACGCUAUCAAAGAACUUGGCUGGCGCCCGCACGGACCUCGUCAUCUCAACCAAGAUAUUCUGGAGCCACGAGCCAGGCACGGGCCCGAACGACACGGGGCUGUCGCACAAACACGUUAUCGAGGGCACGAAGGCUUGUUUGCGACGGCUCCAGAUGGACUAUGUCGACGUCAUCUUCGGCAUCGUCGUUGCGAUACCACCGUUCCGAUGGAGGAGAUCGUCCGCGCAUUUAACUAUGUUAUCGACCAGGGCUGGGCUUUCUACUGGGGCACCUCCGAGUGGAGCGCGCACCAGAUCGAGGAGGCGCAUCAUGUUGCCACGCGCUUAAACCUCAUCGCGCCGAUCGCAGAGCAGUGCAAGCACAACAUGUUCCACCGCGAACGUCCGGAGAAGGAAUACGCCCCUUUGUACGCCAAGUACGGCCUGGGCACAACCGCAUUCUCUGCACUGCAGGGCGGACUGCUGACGGGGAAGUACAACGACGGCAUCCCAGACGGCACGCGCGCCGCCACCGUGCCCAUGUUCCGCGGGGCGACGGAGGGUCCCCAGGGCGAAGAGCUGCUUUGGAAAGUGCGUCUCCUCAGCCAAAUUGCUGCGGUCAUCCUCGGCGUGUCCUCCGUCGCACAGCUCGAGGCGAACCUCGGCGCGCUUGAGGUCCUGCCCAAGCUGGAUGCUGCGGUGUUGGCGGAUCGAGGCUGUGUUGGGUAA